Cryptococcus wingfieldii CBS 7118 is the source of this 1410-nucleotide messenger RNA. RefSeq lists its product as hypothetical. The coding region runs from base 1 to 1410 and encodes 469 amino acids. The record is from RefSeq and is a predicted model, not a curated record. The transcript is spliced from 8 exons. Lineage: Eukaryota; Fungi; Basidiomycota; Tremellomycetes; Tremellales; Cryptococcaceae.
AUGAGGGUCACGCUUCCCAAUCCCCUCGGCGAGCCCGUCACCCUCGACUCUGACCGCAUCCCCCGCCCCGCUGCGAUCCUCCCGACCGCGGUCACACGCCUGGCGCGUCGCUCCCAGCUCAAAUUACUGCUCUUGCUAUUUGGUUUUGCAGUGCUGAUCACAUGGCAUCCGAGUCCACCUUUUCCGCCGAGCUAUGAUGAUGAAUGGAACUGGGAGAAACGCGUGGCCAAGGAGCAGGGGCAGCCGGCGAGGAUGAUUCAGUUUGAUAUUCCGAAGGGGACUGGUACGCUUGUCAUACUCAUACGUUUUAGGCUUCAGCAUCACCUGGCUGUCCUCGGAAACCGUUCAUUAUCAUAUGAGCCCUAUGUCGAAGACACAACAAUACUGCCGUUCAACCCCACCAACUGGCCUUGGCGUUCAGCAAAGAUACCUCUCUCAGCGUUCAUAUCGACCGUAGUGUCCGGAUUCGAGACGUUGUAUGACUCUCCUCGCGCCGUCCCAUCAUGGUACUACCGCGCACACUGCCCUUCUCACAAACAAGUAGUCUACACUAUCCAGUCACCAUCGAACCCAGAUGGAAAGAUCGACCUGGAGAGUAAUGGGCAGGAUAGAAUACACCAGCUUCAGGUGCUUUUGGGCGGAAGCGAUGACCCUUGUAUCAGGAUCCAGGGAGAACCUUUUGACAACAACUUUUUCAACUCGCACGCGCCUUUGGACCUCUACGAGUCGUUCAUAAAGUCACCAGCCAUGGAACACUUUUCCUUCUCCCCUCGCGUCCUGUCCAUCCUCAACGACCGCUUGCAAAUCCUCUCUCCGACGACACCUCUCUACGAUUUGGAGGCGGCUGCUGAAGGCAAGGGAAAGAGUGCCAUUUCGACGCCUAUCUGGAAACAUGUGCUGGCGAUGCAUAUCAGGAGGGGAGAGGAUUGGGAAAGGGUUUGUGAAGAAAAGGGCGAGACUUCUGCCAACAUGGUAUCCUUCAACAAACUCCCUCUACUCCCCGGAAACGAAAACGUCCCUCCUUCCACCGACAUGGUCGAAGCCACCCGCAUGGGUCUCUACCGCGCCAAAUGCCUCCCCGAAACACUCGACAUCAUCGGCCGCGCCCGGCGCAUGCGUAAAAACCAUCCACUCCUCAAAUCAGUGUACAUCUUGACAGAUACGGAUGACGCGGCGUGGGUGGGGGAGAUGAAAAAGUGGCUCGAGUCGGAGGGGUGGGACCAUGUUUGGAUUGGGAAGGAUGAUGUGUGGGGUGGGUGGGAGGAGAAGGAGGUGGGGGUGGCGGUUGAUAUGGAGAUUGCGAGACGGGCGGGGGUCUUUGUCGGGAAUGGGUUUUCGAUGACCUCGUCUAAUAUUGUCCUGCUGAGGGCAAGGGAUGGUCUCCAUCCGGACUUGACUCAAUUUUGGUAA